GAUCGCUAAAUGACUGAACCGUUUGAAUAACGAUCAUUCGUUGUUACUCUAUUACUCCUGUGCUACUAGCACUCAAAGAAAUUAUAUCAAUUAUCCAAUUAUCAGUCUAGUCAUUCCGUAAAUUAAUCCGAAGGAAAGUGUCGAUUAUAGGAAUGCAUUGAGGUUUUCAUUUUCACAGAAAUCAACAGCGAAUGAAUUACGAUGAAGUAUUUUUUAAUAUUGUUACUUGCUGUGUUAGAAGUUGUGGCUAAUGGUCCUUGGAAUGUUUCAUUGAGGUGUCCAUCAGUUUCACUGAAGAAUGGUAGAGUGCAGAUAAGAAAACGCGGAAAAACGAUUAGAUUCAAGUGUUUGGAGGGUUUUACUCUCGUUGGAGAUAGAUAUUCGUAUUGUAUCCAGGGUAAAUGGGAUACCGCACUACCGAUUUGCGUCAAUGCUGGAUGUCCAAAGCUGCCAUCCCCGAAUCAUGCGUUCGUCGCAAAUAAAUACAAUGGAGCAAUACUCAUAUAUUUUUGUGAACCUGGAUACAUCCUCGUUGGUAGCUCUGAAAUUUAUUGCAAUGGAAAGCAAUGGAAUGGGACAGCCCCUUUCUGCAGAGAUACAACUCUCACUGCGCCAACAAAAUGUGAUUUUGAGACACCAGACUUGUGCUGGUGGACACAAGAUCCUAAACACGACUUUGAUUGGACGAGACACAAUUUUCAGACCCCAAGUUGGCACAUUGGAACCGGUCCCACCCACGAUCAUACCCUGGGGCCCGGAAAUGAUGGAUAUUAUCUCUACAUCGAAGCGUCUGGUCGACUUAUUAAUGAUACAGCUAGAAUUAUGUCGCCACUGUACAACGCCUCAUUAACAGAUUCAGGAUGUUUUUCAUUCUGGUACCACAUGUACGGUGCUACAAUCGGUACUUUACGGAUUUACAUAAAAUUUGAGUCAAAUCCGGAUAAUCCUCAAGUGAUGUUUGAAAGAAAUCGGAAUCAAGGAAAUCACUGGCUCCACGGAAUAUUUAAUCUUCCGAAAUCCCACGACAACUUUCAAAUUAUUAUUGAAGGUGUACGAGGUACUAGCUACGUGAGUGAUCUAGCAAUAGACGAUAUUGCUAUUCUUCAAGGUGAAGAGUGCUUGAAUGCUGAAAAAACCACUGAUGAAGUAACAGUUACAUCUGUAACAGCGGAAGAUGAUCAAAUUGAGAUAAUCAACGCACAACAAAGUUGCCAAGGAAGAUGUGGAGGGAAUACCACGGGUACUUGGACCACUAUAAUACCAUCGACAUCACCGGAUGCAUGCCACUGUUCCUUCGACUGUGCUGAUAACUCCACAUGCUGUCCCGACUUCGCUGAAUACUGCAUUCUCGCUACGACCGAUGAUCCGAAUAAUUCCUCAGACAGCAAAGACGAAUUCUCGAUUCAAUACAAUAACGUUUCCACAUCAGUUGAGCCCAAGGAUGAGCUCGAGCCCUACACCACGAAAUCAACAAAAUCGAUCAGUUCUGUCACAAAUAAAAUUACAAUACAUCACGAGACACCUUUUGCCACCACGAGAACAAGUUCUUUGGCGCCGACAACGGAAACGCAUUUGGUGAUGGAGCACGUGAUGGAGCACGUGCAAUCAGUUGCGACUCUGAGUCUCUCUGAACUCUUAAGCAUAAUUAUUGGUGUCGUGGUCCUGGGUACAAUUGUUAUUGUCAUUGUCUUCAUUAUGAGACGACGAAAAUCGUACGUAAGUGGUAGAAAAUGUAGCAAAGGGUCUGGAUUAUCCGAGGAUAGUGAUGUCCGAUUCUUGACAUCCGACGAAAUUCUGGAUUUUAAUCUAGCACGACCAGUUGAAAGCGACGAGCCUUGACCUAUUCCCUCUCUAUCACACCAAAGAGAGAAUUUCAAUUCCAUAUGUUUAAAAAAUAACCUGAAAAAUAUUCAUAUAAUAAUUAGGGAAAAUAACGGUAACACCUGUUCUUGGAUUUAUUUAUUUGUUAUUCUCUUGCUCAUUUGUUCAUUAUUCACAUUCACUGAGACUCUACUCAUAGCAAUUCAAAUUAUUUCAGAAUAUUGCAAGUUAAAUUCAACCGCAGAUGAAAUUCUAGUGAAUUCAGUCUUAAAUAAGAAAUACAACAAUAUGAAUGAUAAUUAUAAUAAAUAAGCAUUGACGGUAAUAAUACGCGAUGCAAAUGUAA
Fopius arisanus is the source of this 2167-nucleotide messenger RNA. RefSeq lists its product as uncharacterized. Bases 202 to 1839 code for a protein of 545 amino acids. The transcript is spliced from 10 exons. The record is from RefSeq and is a predicted model, not a curated record. Gene Ontology annotation, cellular component: membrane. Lineage: Eukaryota; Metazoa; Arthropoda; Insecta; Hymenoptera; Braconidae.